AUGCCAGACAAGCGUAAAAGCAAACGGCAAAAGUUCACGCGCCCGGGUGCGGAAGGCCGCACUAAAAGCAGAACCGGCUGCCUGACCUGCAAACAAAGACGCAAAAAGUGCGACGAGGUCAAACCGAAAUGUGGCGGUUGUCUCAUCGAAGGAUGGGACUGCGAGUUCUCUGCCCAAGUCACCAUCGUAAAAGUUCCACGGCAAAACCAAGUCGCCCCCGGGAGUGCCACGAUCGUCCGGGCCCGGCCGGCAUUGUUGCCCGAUUUGACCCAGCAAGAACUCGAAAUGUUUUCCUUUUACGCCAACCAGCGGAUGGGCUCCGUGGAUCUCAUCUUCAACGACACUGAAGCUCUCGAUUUUAUAAUCAAGAUCAGCAUGUCUGAGCCAUGCGUGCGACAAGCGGUGCUGGCCGCAAGUUAUGCAGUGCGACAUUCAUUCUUCCCAGCGGCGGACCAUUCCGGGCGCGCCCGUGACCUCGAGGUACUGCUGCGACAUUACAACCUUGCCAUCGGGGAACUUGUCGCACUUCAAAUUGAGCAUGAGGGUGAAAACCAGCAGGCCGUGGUUAGAAAAAGACGACCGGACUGCAUAUCUGCAAUCAUCUGCGCUUCGUUCGUGCUGGCAUCAGUCGACCACAUAUCUACAGACUUAUCCUCAACCGUGCUCGGUGAAGAAGAGUCGGCUGGCAGGUUUCGAACCAUGUUUCACUUGAAAGCGUUGUGUGCCAUGCUGCAGGACAGUAAGCCCAUAUCGCUCAUCGACGACGGAGGAGGGGGUGCCUGGGAUAGGAACAGCCAGUUUGACGACGAGAUUUCCAUGAUGGCUGGCCUUGUUGCGACCUUCUUAACGCAAACUUCCCUGUACGACGAAGAAGUCCAGAGGUUCACAGCUCAGAAAGCAUCAGCAAGGCUCAUGACAUGA
Messenger RNA from Pyricularia grisea, 921 nucleotides. RefSeq lists its product as uncharacterized. The record is from RefSeq and is a predicted model, not a curated record. NCBI's taxonomy places the organism in Eukaryota, Fungi, Ascomycota, Sordariomycetes, Magnaporthales, Pyriculariaceae. The coding region runs from base 1 to 921 and encodes 306 amino acids. The transcript has a single exon. Gene Ontology annotation, biological process: regulation of DNA-templated transcription. Gene Ontology annotation, molecular function: DNA-binding transcription factor activity, RNA polymerase II-specific; zinc ion binding.